This is a messenger RNA of Moneuplotes crassus, 912 nucleotides long. Lineage: Eukaryota; Ciliophora; Spirotrichea; Euplotida; Euplotidae. The record is from the annotation of a GenBank genome assembly.
UUGGAGAGGUUGAAGCAUAAUUAAUUUAUGUUACACACAGAAAAACCUCAUUUAUACGGAUUUCAGAUUCCGCAGGCAUCCAUAGACUUUACAGCAGGUGUUGUCUCUGGUUCAAUUGGAGUGUUUAUAGGCCAUCCUCUUGACACUCUUCGUAUCAGAAUGCAAUUAUCCAAUCCCAAACCAAUGCUUGAGUUAGCAACUGAAACUUGUGUUAAAGAAGGUGUAAGAGGACUCUACAAAGGAGCAGUUGCUCCGGUGAUCGGGAGAGCUCCAAUAUCCGGAGUAACUAUGGCAGCAAAUGACUAUUGACUCAGAAUGAUGAACUAUUUCAAUAUAAACGAGAACCUAAAAGCUACUAUUGCUGGAGUUGUUUCAGGGAUUGUGUCUUCCCCAAUAUGAUGCCCUAUUGAACACAUCAAAAUAAAAAAGCAGGCGUAUUCUAGUGGAAAUAUUAGCUACAGUUCCAUUGCUAGGGCAGAAGGGCUUUCAGGCUUGUUUAGAGGAUUGAUUCCAACUUUAGCUAGAGAAGUUCCUAGCUGUGGAGUUUAUUUUGCAAGCUAUGGCUAUUUCAAAAGAGUACUAAAAGUUGACCAAAUGGGUCAGAAUGAUCAAUCAAUGAAGAGUCUUUAUAUCUUCUUGUCUGGAGGAUUAGCUGGUCAAUUGUCUUGGAUUGCAUGAUAUCCCAUUGAUUUAGUAAAAAGUGUAAUGCAAAACAAUUCUGAAUAUUCAAGCAUGAUGUGAACUUAUCGCCAUCUAUUGGCUCAGAACGGGUACAAAAUAUUCUUCAAAGGGCUAGGCAUAUGACUAGUCAGAGCAUUUCCAGUGAAUGGAAUUACUUUACUUCUCUAUGAAUGGAUGAAAAAUCCAUUUGUAAGAAUGCAAAAUUCAACGUCUUUGGAGAUGUUUGCAUAA